Danio rerio (zebrafish) is the source of this 721-nucleotide messenger RNA. It is a transcript of the gene crabp1a, whose product is annotated as cellular retinoic acid binding protein 1a. The record is from RefSeq and is marked provisional. Lineage: Eukaryota; Metazoa; Chordata; Actinopteri; Cypriniformes; Danionidae. Gene Ontology annotation, molecular function: lipid binding.
AGAGGAGAAGAGAGAGAAAGAGAGAGAGACAGAGCAGGACAAUCCGAAGCUCAAAAAUGCCUCCCAACUUCGCCGGCACCUGGAAAAUGAAAAGCAGUGAGAAUUUCGAUGAACUUCUGAAAGCUCUCGGCGUAAACGCGAUGCUCCGGAAAGUAGCGGGCGCCGCUGCAGCAAAACCGCAUGUGGAGAUUCGACAGGACGGAGAGCAGUUUUACAUCAAGACCUCCACCACUGUCCGCACCACUGAAAUCAACUUUCGCGUCGGAGAGGAGUUUGACGAGGAGACGGUGGAUGGCAGAAAGUGUAAGAGUUUGGCCACGUGGGAGACUGAGAAUAAAAUGUACUGCAAACAGACGCUGGUGGACGGAGACGGACCCGUGACAUACUGGAGUCGAGAACUGCGUGGAGACGAACUCAUCCUGAUCUUCGGGGCCGACGACGUGGUUUGCACGCGGAUUUACGUACGAGAAUGAGGGCGAAUCGGCGACAAACGCAAAACCCAGCAGCUCUGCAUCCCAAGAAAACUUCUGUCUAGAAAACCCAGAAAACUUCAUUGCAUGUUAGGGCGGUAAACAUGCAUCCGUACAAGUGCAAUGUGGGAUUUCAAUUCUCAGCCAUUGCUGUAGUCAUCGUUCUGUUUCUUUCUCUCUCUCUUUGUCCAUUUCUGGCACAGAUCUGUGUACUGCAAAGAUAAACAGUAAUAAAAAAAAAUGGAAUCGAA